CUGCUGAUCGUGGCCGGCUCCGUGUGCUUCAUGCUCAUCCUGUACCAGUACGUGGGGCCGGGGCUGGGCCUGGGGGCGCCCAGCGGCCGCGCCCCGGCCGAGGAGCUGGACCUGUUCCCCACGCCGGACCCGCACUAUGUCAAGAAGUACUACUUCCCCGUGCGGGCGCUCGACCGCGCGCUCGCCUUCGACAUGAAGGGCGAGGACGUGAUCGUCUUCCUGCACAUCCAGAAGACGGGCGGCACCACCUUCGGCCGCCACCUGGUGCGCAACAUCCAGCUGGAGCAGCCCUGCGAGUGCCGGGCCGGCCAGAAGAAAUGCACCUGCCACCGGCCGGGCAAGCGGGAGACCUGGCUCUUCUCCCGCUUCUCCACCGGCUGGAGCUGCGGCUUGCACGCCGACUGGACCGAGCUCACCAACUGCGUGCCGGCCGUGGUGGACAGCAAGAAGGAAGCCAAGCGCAGACCGUCCAGGAACUUUUACUACAUUACUAUCCUGCGCGACCCUGUGUCCCGGUAUUUGAGUGAAUGGAGACAUGUCCAGAGAGGAGCAACAUGGAAGGCUUCCUUACACGUAUGUGAUGGAAGAUCGCCAACUACUGAAGAGUUACCCAGCUGUUACACCGGGGACGACUGGUCAGGCUGUUCCCUCACGGAGUUUAUGGAUUGUCCGUACAAUCUAGCCAAUAAUCGGCAAGUCCGCAUGCUGUCCGACCUGAGCUUGGUUGGAUGUUACAACUUGUCUGUCAUGCCAGAGGAGCAAAGAAACAAGGUUUUGCUAGACAGCGCGAAGGAGAACCUGAAGCGUAUGGCCUUCUUCGGCCUUACAGAGUUUCAGAGGAAGACUCAGUAUCUGUUUGAAAAAACGUUUAACAUGAACUUCAUCGCGCCAUUCACACAGUAUAAUAGCACAAGGGCCUCUAGUGUGGAAAUAGAUGAGCAGACUCAAAACCAGAUUGAGACCCUCAAUUUUUUAGACAUGGAGUUGUACGAUUAUGCAAAAGACCUUUUUUUGCAAAGGUAUCAAUACAUGAGACAGAAAGAACACCAAGAAGCCCGACGGAAGCGCCAGGAGCAGCGAAAGAUCCUGAAGGCAAAACAAGACCGCAAUAAAGAACAGAGCGAUGAUAAUUCAACUACUGAUUACAUAGGGAAUGUGGAGCGUUGGCGAUAGUGGGGACUGAAAUCUUUUAAGUUAGACUAGUCGAAUACCAUAAACAAAAACCACACAAAUCAUAGACGAUGACGCUAGUCCAAACCAAUUGCUCUUCUUAAAUAUUUGACGCAAAAGAGGUUAAAAAGUUGCCUUUGCAGUUGCCUUUGCAUUAAAUGUUGUACUGUACGUGGAAAACUUAACCUUCCUGUGUAAUUAACUUGUCCUUUUUCAGUUUGUUGGAUUAUUUAUGAAACACAAAAGCCAAGUGGGCUGUCCAGAAAUUGUUGCUUGAACCUCUAGGGGAAAAAAUCCUUAAAUUAGUUCUGGGUAUGAAAUGGGGUGUUAGAAAUCUGACAUCAUGCACUAUUAAACCUCUAUCAGAAGCAAACUGAUUUCCUAGUAAUAAGCAUACAUAAGUUUAAUGUGCAUACAUAGUAACGCAUGUGUGCAAAACUCCCCUCUUUGAUUUUUAUUUUUUUAUUUUGAUUUUAAUUAUUUCUGAGGCCCCCCCAACUGCUUGCAAUAUUUACCAAUUUUCAAGAAAGUGAAAGGAACAAUUAACAUUUAGAGGAAAAGUUGACUCAUUUCAUGUAUGAUGCUGGCUUUUAAAAAAGAAUAAAAGUAAAUUGUCUAGUUAUAUACAAAUUAAAUAUUUUAAACUUUUUCUACCUACCGCAAAGAGUUUUAAACUUGGUCUGUCUCACGUUAAAAAAGUAACACUACACUUUUCUGAACCGAAAAUCAAUGUUAAGGACACUAUUUUCAGAAUUUUUCAUGGCAGUAUCAUUUUCAACAUUCUGGAAAUAUAUGGCAUAUCUUCAUGUUUCAUAUAGUCUUUUCAAAAUGAUACUCCUGUAUACUAUCCAGACUUAACAGUCUUUCUUAUACCUUGGAAUAUAUGUUGUGGCUUUUACCAAAUACUGAAUAUUUGGUCAUUUAAGACAGGAGAGUCUUUCUAAGAAAUUAUCUUGUGAAUGUUUGCAUAGCGUCUGUCUAAACGAAAACCCAACCAUCUCAAAUCCUGGCAACAUUUUUCAAAUAAUUGCUUUGGUUAUUCGUGACUAACUGGAGGUGAAAUAGAUUUACACUUGAAUUGUGAUUUGGUAAAUCUUUCCUGCGUGAUGUAAAAAUCAAGCUCUUUUCUAAUGCAUUCGAGCCCUUUUUAGUGCUGACAGAUUGUAGACAAUUAUAAAAGAUUGCAACAUAUGCGAGUAUAUAGCCAUAGUUACACAGUAAAAGACGGUUGUGUGGUAAAAUGGGAUGAGCAUCUUACCCAAGCACGCGCAUCACUGAGGGUCUGGGUGUAGAGAUCAUUCUGAAAGUUCUCCUGUGAUCCAGUUUCAUCUGGAUCGGGUCUAGAAGGUGGCCACGUUAGAGGUAAGGACGGGAAAUGUGAUUUGAUCAUACAAAUCUCUAUGCAAAACAACUGUAAAGAUUCCAGUUAUAACUUGGGUCAAGUUUAGAAAUGUCAUGUGUAGCCCUCCGGGCUCUCAAGCAUUGUACUAACUGGCAACUUUCUUUUAUGUGCUUGUUCUAUUUUGUGUAGGCUUGUGUUAACUCUACUGACACACACACACACACACACACACACACACACACAUACACCCCGUCCCGGUUACUGCUGAGUGAGGGAAGCUAUCUGAACAUGGCUUCUCUCGUUACGAUGCGUACCAUGCUCAUUUCCACUAUAGCCUUUCAUCUGUCAUGUUCAAUGCACAAGUAGGGCAGGAGGCGUACAAUGAGAAUGCUUUAAAAAAAAUCACAUCUGUGGCUCCAUGCCGCAGCGGUCUAAAGGUCCUGUUACAUCGGGCAUCCUGGCAGUGGUGCUGACUGAGAAAACGGGAAAAAGAAUGAAAUGAGCUGUCUUAGCAAUGUGGGAAGUAAAAUAACUCCCUGUCCAGUGCAUUCUCUUUACCGAGAAGUCCAUUCGCCAAUAUGGUGUCUCAAUUCUAUUUUGGUUUUUAUGGGGGAAAAUAAUCCACUCUUAAAACCGAAAGGCAUUUUUGGGAACAGGGACUCAACCCAAAGCUGGUCGGAGGGCCUGUUGCACAAGGUGCAUUUUGUUUUUAUGCUGUGGUGUGCAUGGUUUACAAAGACUAGUUGCAUUUUCUCUGUGUAUACUGUUUAUUGUAUAUAGGGGCCAUAUGAAUAUAAGGCUAUAAGGUUUUGUCAUAAGCAUAUAAAUUCUACUGAUUUCCACUGUAGAUUGCUGUCUUAUUGUGUAGAUUUACAACCCAAGCCACUGACUUUGAUUGUGUAAUUUAACAAUAGAACCAAUAAAUAAAAUUUAAUUAA
Pelodiscus sinensis (Chinese soft-shelled turtle) is the source of this 3450-nucleotide messenger RNA. RefSeq names its product heparan sulfate 6-O-sulfotransferase 2 (gene HS6ST2). Gene Ontology annotation, molecular function: heparan sulfate 6-sulfotransferase activity. Gene Ontology annotation, cellular component: membrane. The record is from RefSeq and is a predicted model, not a curated record. NCBI's taxonomy places the organism in Eukaryota, Metazoa, Chordata, Testudines, Trionychidae.